AUGGCUGCGCCUGCCCGCCGUCUGUGCCACAUCGCCUUCCACGUGCCCAUGGGGCAGACUCUCGCCGUGGACCUGCAGCGUCUCUUUGGCUUCCAGCCCCUGGCGGCGCGGGAGGCAGACGGCUGGCGGCAGCUGGCCCUGCACAGUGGCGAUGCUGUCUUUUUGGUAAACGAGGGCACGGGACCUGGGGAGCCUCUGUACAGCCUUGACCCGCAGCACAUGGUGCCCAGCGCCACGAACCUGUGCUUUGACGUAGCGGACGCAGGUGCAGCCGCCCGAGCGCUGGCUGCUGGGGGCUGCCGCGUGCCGGUGCCUCCUGUCAGUGUGCAAGAUGCACAGGGCGCAGCCACCUACGCUGUGGUUAGUUCGCCUGCCGGCAAUCUCAGCCUGACCUUGCUGGAGCGUGCAGGAUACCGGGGGAUCUUCCUCCCCGGCUUUGAGCCCGUGCCCUCCGCUCCGGGCCCCGGCUGGAUCAGCCACGUGGACCAUCUGACCUUGGCCUGCACCCCUGGCAGCUCCCCCACACUCUCGCGCUGGUUCCACGACUGCCUGGGGUUUUGCCACUUGCCGCUGAGCCCAGGUGAGGAUCCGGAGCUGGGCCUCGAGGUGGCAGCAGGGUCUGGGCGUGGGGGGUUGCGGCUCACUGCCCUGCAGACCCCAGCAGACAAUGUUGUUCCCACCCUGGUGCUGGCUGAGUCCUUGAGGGGGGCCACCCAAGGACAGGACCAGGUGGAGCAGUUCCUGGCCCGGCACAGGGGGCCAGGCCUGCAGCAUGUGGGGCUAUAUACACCCAACAUCAUGGAGGCCACUGAGGGCGUGGCGCGGGCCGGGGGCCAGCUCCUAUCUCCUCCUAAGGCCUACUACCAGCAGCCAGGCAAAGAGAGACAGAUCCGAGCUGCAGGGCACGAGCCUAGCCUUCUGGCCCAACAGGGAAUCCUGCUAGAUGGUGAUAAAGGCAAGUUCCUGCUUCAGGUCUUCACCAAGUCCCUCUUUGCUGAGGACACCUUCUUCCUGGAGCUGAUUCAGAGACAGGGUGCCACAGGUUUUGGCCAAGGCAACAUUAGGGCCCUCUGGCAGUCUGUGCAGGAGCAAGCUGCCAGAAACCAGGAAGCUUGA
This is a messenger RNA of Otolemur garnettii (small-eared galago), 1116 nucleotides long. RefSeq names its product 4-hydroxyphenylpyruvate dioxygenase-like protein. The transcript has a single exon. The record is from RefSeq and is a predicted model, not a curated record. Gene Ontology annotation, biological process: aromatic amino acid metabolic process. Gene Ontology annotation, molecular function: 4-hydroxyphenylpyruvate dioxygenase activity. Lineage: Eukaryota; Metazoa; Chordata; Mammalia; Primates; Galagidae. The coding region runs from base 1 to 1116 and encodes 371 amino acids.